Molecule: messenger RNA, 1195 nt
Organism: Achroia grisella
Lineage: Eukaryota; Metazoa; Arthropoda; Insecta; Lepidoptera; Pyralidae
Gene: Mul1
Product: mitochondrial E3 ubiquitin protein ligase 1-like
Exons: 6
Coding region: 148-1182 (344 amino acids)
Biological process (GO): protein ubiquitination; organelle organization
Molecular function (GO): ubiquitin-protein transferase activity
Source: RefSeq, a predicted model, not a curated record
GAUAGCAAAAUUUUUCAACAGAAUCUUGAUUCGGUUCUAUUUUUGUUAUAAAUUUCUAAAAUAAUGGGCAAAUUAUUUAUUGCAGUAAGAAUAAAGUCGUAAUAAAUAAUUCAGAUAUUGUUAUUCUAACACUUGCGGUAUAACAGUAUGGAGUUCUUUUCGGAAAUAAUAGGCGAAACUGUUAUCUUGGGAAUAGACUCCCUUAUUUUAGGAUUUUGCCUAAAACAACUCAGCAAAUGCAAACAUAUAUUAAAUACUUUACAGACUGCACCAGUACUAGAUAUAGACUCCACACUUAAUAAGGAGAUCAAUAAAUACCCAAAUAACACAAUACCAUUUGUGGUAAUCCGAGGACUUGUUAAACCACUUGGCAACCCCAUUACCAGCAAUUACAACAACUCCGUCACUGGAGUCAUACAGAGGCUAACAAUCAAAGAACAUGUGAUAGCAAGAACAUCUGCCGGGUUUUGGUCAGAUCAAACUCGGACCAUUCACGAAGUGUGCAACUCCACACCAUUCGUCCUUAACAAUGGAAAGUACAAUAUUGAAGUUGUGGAUGCACUGGCCGCAGAACUUCUUGACAUGGACGUCAUUUCCGAUAAGUUUGAACCUAUGUCCCCCGGAGUUAUUGACCACGUGUGGGGCUUUUUCUCCGGAGUUCGACAGCGCGGCCUACAAACUAUGGAGGAAAUGCUCCGGGAUGGUUCCUAUAUCACAGCAAUUGGCGAGCUGAGUAGAAGUAACACCGGGGCACUAAAGAUUCAGCCGCCUAAAGAUGGCCUACCGUUGUACUUGACAACUGCCACUAAGUCCAGUAUUUUGAAGAGGCUAGCAAGUUCUAGAGAUUUCUUAAGAGUAUUAUUAGUGGUAUUCGGUUCUGUAGCCGCAGCGGCAUCCUGUCGCAUUGUAUACAAGUAUAUAAAGCGGAGACGCCGACGCGAGGUCGAAGAGAACAUGAAGAAACAGCUGGCGGUGGGGCGCCGAGAGAGGCGCGCGCAUGCGCGGGAGAAGAACCUCAGCGAGGUUCAGCUUUGUGUAGUCUGUGCUGAAAAUCCUAAAGAGAUAAUAUUGAUGCCUUGUGGUCACGUGUGUGUUUGUGAAGAUUGCUCUGAUCAUAUCACAGACAACUGCCCCAUCUGUCGAGAGAAAAUAGAGUCCAGAGCGCCCGCCUUUAUAACGUAAAGAUAUUCUAUGU